Molecule: messenger RNA, 1055 nt
Organism: Rubroshorea leprosula
Lineage: Eukaryota; Viridiplantae; Streptophyta; Magnoliopsida; Malvales; Dipterocarpaceae
Source: the annotation of a GenBank genome assembly
CCAAUUGACUUGAAUAAUAUCUUCAAUAAAUAUCUAAUUAUUUAAAUGACACAUAAAAUUAUACAAAAAAAUUGUUCCCUUUUUCUUCUUAUUUUGUUCUUCAUUUCAUUAAUCAUAAUUAAAAAAAUAUAAAAUAGAAAUUAAUAUUUUUCAGGUGGUAAUUUUCAGCAUAUGUAUUAUCCCCUUUGACAAAAAUCGUGUGGGUUGAAUUUCUUCAAUUUCAUGAUUUUAAAAUGUAUCAAUAGGGAUUAAUAGAUGUUGCCUAGAAGCUAGAGGUGUUAUAUACACACUGUUAAAAAAAAUUAAGUGUCAUAUAUACCCAUUUUGGAACUUAGGGUCUUUGCUGAGGUUUAUGUUGAGGUUUGCCCCACUACCAUUUAAGAGGUCAUGUGGAGUAACACUAAUACUAUAUAUAACAACCCAACUCACUAUUAGUUGUGUUCGUUUCAGUCCAUUAUGUCUUAUGGUUUUAGAACACAUUAAUAGACGUUAAUAAGUGUUAACUUAUAUACCCAACAUCUAUCUCAUGUUUAGUUAAUGUGAGAUUUAUUUAGAAGUGUCACAUUUCAUGUUUUGUUGACGUGAGAUUUACUUAGAAGUGUCACACUUUGUAGGAGUUUUAAUUUUUCCUCUUGUCCUUCAAGGGUUUCUCCAGUGAAGGUCAAAAGGGUUUAUCAUGUUGUGUGAGAUGGGUGCCAGUAAGGAAUUUUGUUUUCGGACUCGGACUUGGCAUGAUGAUUGACGGGGGUUGCUACGGUUUCUUUGGGCCAAGGUGUGCUUCCAGCGGAUUUGGUUGCUAUCAUCAUAUUUUGAUUGUUGGAGGUGUAGGUUACUUUGGUCGGUGCGUCACUAUGCUCUUGCUUGGCUGGUGGUGCAGUGGGUUGGGUGCUGCUUGGUUCUAGGUUCAAGGAUAGGUGCUGGUGAGAUGCUGCUUGUUUCAAUUGAUUGUAACUGUCAACAAAAGUGGUUUAUUUGUGAUGGUGGUGUUUAAUAGGGGGACAUAUUUAUGUUCCCAUUCUAUUUGAUCCUUGUUAUAACAAAGCUACCAUAGUUGU